UUUAAAUUCAUAGUCAAGUUUUAGGUUUGAAAUAAAUAUAAAUAAAUUAUUACAACAAAUUUUAGCUAUUAAAAAAAAAAGAAAGAUUAUCUAUUACAUGAUGAUUAAGUAUAUAACUGUAAAAGUUAUUUUGUUUUUAGUAAUCCAAUUAAAAGCAAAAGAGCUAUGUACAGAGAUAGAAGGGUGUCUAAGUUGCAUCAAUAAUGCUAAUAAUUAAAAUUAAUGCACUUAGUGUGAUUUGGAUUACCAGUUAGAUUCAAAAUAAAAUGUAUGCAUUUACAUUAAAUGUAAUAACUAUUAAUUUUAUGACAAGAAUUAACAUGAUGGCACUUAAGAGAGCGGCUGUGUAGCCAUCUGUGAUUCUUCUACCUAGCAAGAUGAUAAGACAAACUUGUGCAAAACCUAAUUAAGAUGUAACACUUAAAGACCUUCAUAGCAAAUUUUGCAAGAAACCAUCAUCACAAAAGACUUUUUUAUAUAUCAAUCUGAUUAUUAUGUUGCCUAAAAAGAAGGAUCUCUCUUUAUUUAUAAUAGAACUGAUGUUUCUCUCAUAAAAAGCAUGUAAUUCUAAACCAAUGAUCUUCUCUUAUUUCACAUAAACGAUAUAAUUUUCAUAAAAGGAGCUGAUUAUUAUUUAUUUAUAUGGGAUAUUAAGAAUGACUCAAGAAAAUCAAUACAAUACAAAGAUAUGA
Tetrahymena thermophila SB210 is the source of this 692-nucleotide messenger RNA. RefSeq lists its product as hypothetical. The record is from RefSeq and is a predicted model, not a curated record. The transcript has a single exon. NCBI's taxonomy places the organism in Eukaryota, Ciliophora, Oligohymenophorea, Hymenostomatida, Tetrahymenidae.